GGGGACACGCAUGCUCUGCCUCUCCCGUGCCUACGGGCUGUGCCAUCCUAGAGCACACGUUCCUCAGGGCAGGGGCUCUGGCAGGUAGCGGGCACUUCCUCAAUGCAGUACGCGGCCGACCCCGAGGACAAGCACUGGCUGGCGGAGCAUCAGCACAUGAGGGCCACCGGGGGCAAGAUGGCCUAUCUGCUGCUGGAGGAGGAUAUUCGGGACCUGGCUGCCAGCAGCGAUUACAGGGGCUCGGUGGAGCUGAAGCUGGAGGAGCUGAAGCCGUUCAUCCCCCCGGCCUGGAUGACGGAGAAGAUGCAGAAGCAUAUGGAGACGCUGCGCAACGAGGGCGACGCGCCCGCGGACGGAGCCCACGAGGCCUGAGCAGCCGCGUGCGCUCGCACCCAUGGACUCACUGCUUCCCGGUGCCCCCCGAGCCCUGGCAGCGCCCGCGGCCCGCGCCAGGGGCAAAUUGCAAUAAAGGCUGGAACUGCUGCACUCGCGCGCGGCGUCUGCAGGGGCGGGGGGGACCGCGUCGUCCGGCCCGCUGGCCCUUUAAGAGCGCCCCCUCUCCCCCCCCACAAGCCGGAAGACUGUCGUCACCUCCGGGCGGCCAAUGGCGAGCCCCUGACGUCUCCCCGCCUGCCGCGAGCCGCGAUUGGCCGGCUCGAGCCGCUGGCGCCGUGGAUAGGCCGGCGCCUGCCGGUUGGCCCCAUUCAAACGCUGCGCGGGCGCGAGCGACGGCGGCCGGCAGCGCUCAGUCCGCCAUGGCUUCGCAGAACGCCGACCCCGCCGCGCCGGCCGCACGCAAGGGCCCCGAGCCCGGCGCCGGCCCCGCCCGCGGAUCCGUCGGCAAGAGGCUGCAGCACGAGCUCAUGACGCUGAUGAUGUCGGGGGACAAGGGCAUCUCGGCCUUCCCCGAGUCCGACAACCUGUUCAAGUGGAUCGGCACCAUCGACGGCGCGGCCGGCACGGCCUACGAGGGGCUGCGCUACCGCCUGUCCCUGGAGUUCCCCAGCGGCUACCCCUACAACGCGCCGGCCGUGCGGUUCCUGACGCCCUGCUACCACCCCAACGUGGACGCGCAGGGCAACAUCUGCCUCGACAUCCUCAAGGACAAGUGGUCGGCGCUGUACGACGUGCGCACCAUCCUGCUCUCCAUCCAGAGCCUGCUGGCAGAGCCCAACGUGGACAGCCCCCUGAACACGCACGCCGCCGAGCUCUGGAAGAACCAAGCAGCCUUCCAGAAGCACCUGCGGGAAGCGUACGCCAAGCAGGCGAAGAGCCAGGAGACCUGACGCCCGUCGCCCGCCCGCCCCCUCGCCGCCCGCCCCUGCGUGUGUCCGGGUCCGUCCCCUGUAUCAUAGGCUGUCGUUAAGUUAAUUCUGCCGUCGCGCCCACGGUUAACGUAUAAAUAAACGCACGUGUUUUUA
Molecule: messenger RNA, 1421 nt
Organism: Alligator mississippiensis (American alligator)
Lineage: Eukaryota; Metazoa; Chordata; Crocodylia; Alligatoridae
Product: ubiquitin-conjugating enzyme E2 C
Exons: 9
Coding region: 756-1286 (176 amino acids)
Cellular component (GO): nucleus
Molecular function (GO): nucleosome binding; DNA binding
Source: RefSeq, a predicted model, not a curated record